CAGUCUGUAGACGACGACUGGUAACCGUAUAUAUAUAUAAAGCGACCAUUUGCUUCAAGGUCGAAGUCAAUUUUCCGUCGCUUAGUCCACAUUUUCAGAGCAGAAAAUCUUGAGGCGAUUCGGAAUGAUCUCCGCUCCGAUACUGUGAAUUCCGACGAGAUUAUCGUUCGGGAAUGGAGGAACCAAUCGCGGGAAUCGAAGCCCUAAGCGAGCGGACCGCGACGUUGAGAGAAUCGUUGCAGAAAGUUGAGGCCAUUACUAGUAACAUGGUGUCGAUUCUCGGCUCCUUCGACCACCGCCUCUCCGCUCUCGAGACCGCCAUGCGUCCUACACAGAUGAAAACGCGUUCAAUAAAGAAGGCGCAUGAGAAUAUAGACAAGACGAUCAAGGUUGUGGAAGUCAUUCUUGGGCAAUUCGAUCUCGCACGUCAGGCAGAGGCUAAGAUAUUGAGGGGUCCUCAUGACGAUUUGGAAAGUUACCUUGAAACAGUAGAGGAAUUAAAGAGCAUUGUCACUUUUUUAAGUGGUGGAAAAAAUUCCCUUAAGAGUAGCAUUGGGGUGAUCAGCCAAGCCAAAAACUUACUUGGAAAGGCAAUCAUCAAACUUGAAGAAGAGUUUGGACAGCUUGUCACCAGAUACAGCAAAGCUGCCGAACCUGAUCGUCUUUAUGAUUGCCUGCCAAGCUUUAUGAGGCCGUCAAUGGGAUCAUCUCAUGCUAGUGAAGCAUACACAAUAAAAAGAUCUGAUUACCACAAUAGAAGUUCUGAAACACACGUGUUUCAACUACCAGUUCUAAUUCCUCCUAGAAUUGUGCCUUUGCUGCUAAAGAUAGCUCAGCAAAUGAUUGAGGCUGGUCACCACAACCAGGUCUUUGUUUUGUACAGGGAGGCCCGAUUUUCGGCAAUGGAGCAAACUCUCACGAAGCUAGGCGUUGAAAGACUUAGUAAAGAGGAUGUGCAAAGGAUGCAAUGGGAAGUUCUAGAGCUGAAGAUUAAACUCUGGACACUUAAUAUGCGAACUUCUUUCAAGGUUCUGUUUCCUGGUGAAAAGAAAGUCUGUGAUCAGAUUUUCGAGGGUAAUGAGGAUAUUGGAGAUAAGUGUUUUGCUGAAGUCACAGCCAAUGGUGUAGCUAUGCUCUUCAGUUUAGGAGAAGCUGUUUCUAGGAGCAAAAGAUUACCUGAGAAGCUGUUUGUUCUUUUGGACAUGUAUGACAUAAUGCGAGAGAUCCGACCUGAGAUGGUUUCUUUAUUUGGAAGCAAUUUAUGUCAGGAAGUGCGGGACUCUGCAGCAGCACUCACAAAACGACUUGCUCAGACUGGUCGAGAAAUGUUUGUAGACUUUCGCGAGAUAAUUGAGAAAGAUACCUCAAAAACUUCUGCCCUUGAUGGAACCACCCACCCUUUAACCACCUAUGUCAUCAACUAUGUGAACUUUCUCGUUGAGUAUCGCCUGACUCUACUGAAACUGUUUAAAGAGUUGCACGAUAAUAAUGCCGAGGAGCAGCUGACAAACAUAACGACAAGGAUCAUUCAGGCUCUGCAGACUAAUCUUGAAGGGAAAGCAAAGCAGUAUAAAGAUCCUGCUUUCUCCCACAUAUUUCUAAUGAAUAAUAUGCAUCAGCUUGUUAGAACCGUGCGCAGGUCAGAUGCAAAAGAUUUAUUAGGCAACGAUUGGGUGCAAAUACAUCGGCGAGUUGUCCAGCAGCAUGCUAAUCAGUACAGGAGAGUUGCUUGGGCUAAGAUUCUGCAAUGCCUCACCAUUCAGGGCAUCCAAUCGAGCGGAGAUAUCAGCAACGUCUCGAAAUCAAUGGUGAAAGACAGGUUCAAAACCUUCAACAUUCUCUUCGAGGAGAUGCACCUGAGGCAAUCACAGUGGGUAGUUGGCGAUUCCGAGCUGCGCGAAUCUCUGAGGCUCGCAGUCGCCGAGAUCCUACUGCCUGCAUACAGAUCUUUCCUCAGACGUUUCGGGCCUAUGAUCCAGAGUGGCAAAAGUCCGCAAAAGUACAUCAAAUAUACUCCGGAAGAUCUCGAAAGAAUGUUGGGUGAGUUCUUUGAAGGAAGACCUUAGAACUUGAAAAUGCAUCACUGCAGAUAUUAACUCUAAUAUGUGUAGCUUUGUUUCAAUAUCUGUAAAAUUAAUAAUCAUUUUUUUACCUAACAUCAUGAUGAAGGUUUUUCCUU
Andrographis paniculata is the source of this 2179-nucleotide messenger RNA. Its product is annotated as exocyst complex component EXO70A1-like. NCBI's taxonomy places the organism in Eukaryota, Viridiplantae, Streptophyta, Magnoliopsida, Lamiales, Acanthaceae. Gene Ontology annotation, molecular function: phosphatidylinositol-4,5-bisphosphate binding. Gene Ontology annotation, biological process: exocytosis. Bases 174 to 2066 code for a protein of 630 amino acids. Gene Ontology annotation, cellular component: exocyst. The transcript has 11 exons. The record is from RefSeq and is a predicted model, not a curated record.